Messenger RNA from Gilbertella persicaria, 390 nucleotides. RefSeq lists its product as uncharacterized. The transcript has a single exon. Lineage: Eukaryota; Fungi; Mucoromycota; Mucoromycetes; Mucorales; Choanephoraceae. The record is from RefSeq and is a predicted model, not a curated record. The annotation marks the transcript as partial.
UUUAAAUAUGUCUAUCUGCCAAAUAAGUAUAGAGAUCGCCUCUCGACAAUGCGCAAUAAGCUGCACAAGCUGGGCGCUGCUUCUGGUCGUCUUUUAGAUAUUCACUAUCCAGCAAGAGGAGUUGUUGCCGUACGCAUCCAUGUUGGAUAUUAUAACGAGUUUACAAAUCUCUUGGAAAAAUGGAAGAUUGCACCACUCCUGGAUUUCAAUCCUUUGGACCAUCAUCACCUUCGUGACCCCAAACUUCUUGAAACUUUAACCAGUGACGAGGAGCGCACAACAAAGUUGAGGGAAAUCCAUCAGCAACGUUUGAUCCGUGCUUUGGAAUACAUGCGUGUACAUGUUCGCAGGCCAGUGGCCCGUGAUUUUGUAUAUAGCGGCUGGCUUACU